This is a messenger RNA of Babesia bigemina, 780 nucleotides long. RefSeq lists its product as hypothetical. Lineage: Eukaryota; Apicomplexa; Aconoidasida; Piroplasmida; Babesiidae. The transcript is spliced from 4 exons. The coding region runs from base 1 to 780 and encodes 259 amino acids. The record is from RefSeq and is a predicted model, not a curated record.
AUGUAUACCAGCAAGUUCGAGCCGCCGUCAUUCGGCCCGUCCAACCUCAAAUACGAGAAGCUGAUUUCGGCCAACCUAAAACACAUCCAAGCCGAGAUUCUAUACACCGAGCACAAUGUCGGGGAUCUGUCUAACCGAUUCGCGUCACAGCGGCUGCUGACCACCAUCCAGAACAAGCUGGACAACGUUUUUUCCCUCAUUAGCGUCACGGAGGGCUAUUUGGACGAGUGGCGCUCGGAGAUUUCGCGCUCGCCUGGCCUUCUGGAUGCCAGCAGUUCCUUCGAGCGGCUGAAGGGCCAGUUCAGCCGGGAGGUGGCUCGGGCGAAAAACCUGUCCAGCUUGGUGAUGAAACGCCCGCAUAUCCCCACGUCGGAGUCGGUUGACGAGACCUCUACAGUUGACAGUUCGCCUGGCGCCGCGCAGGUGGAUUACCAUUUCAUAAAUUCUGCCAUGAUCGACGCCUCGCCGGAGCUGCAGCCGAUUCAGCACUUCGAUUUCGUGGAGUUCGACCGUGAUCAGGAGCAGCUGACUGACUCGCUGAUCGAGGCGCGGAGCCAGGGAAUCAGCAAUAUCCGAAAUCAGAUUGAACAGGCCCAUGGCAUAUUCAACGACAUCGCAACCAUAGUGGCUGUGCAGGACGGCGGUCUGCAGCAGCUGGAAGUCAACCUCAAGGAGGCACACGUAAACAGCGAGGAGGCUCUAGUGGACAUCGAGUCCCUGGUGACGUCGCGCCGCCGCACUUCGCGUCGCAGGUUGGUUGCAUGUGUGAAUGUCAUGUAG